Molecule: messenger RNA, 4431 nt
Organism: Ochotona princeps (American pika)
Lineage: Eukaryota; Metazoa; Chordata; Mammalia; Lagomorpha; Ochotonidae
Gene: USP12
Product: ubiquitin specific peptidase 12
Exons: 9
Coding region: 350-1462 (370 amino acids)
Biological process (GO): protein deubiquitination
Cellular component (GO): nucleus; cytosol
Molecular function (GO): cysteine-type endopeptidase activity; cysteine-type deubiquitinase activity
Source: RefSeq, a predicted model, not a curated record
CAUUAGGGCCUCAGCGGAGCCCGCUGCCCGAGCGAGCGCGCUGGGCGGGGUGUGCGGCGGGAGGCUUGGCGGGCAGGCGCGGGCCCGGAGGCAGCGGCUGCGCCCUGCGCCGGGGCGGAGCCGGGGGCGGGCGGGCGGCCGGCAGGCGGGGGCUGGGGCCCGAGGCCGGGAGUGCCUGAGCGCCGGCGGCGACGACGGCUCCGAGCGGCCCGGCGAGGCUCGGUGCGUGGGUCCGCGGUGGCUCGGGGUCCGCCCGCGCGGGCUGCGGUGCGAGCGGGCGGCCCGGCUUCCCUUCUCCCCCGCCCGCCGCCGCCGCCGCUGUGAUUGGGUGGAAGAUGGCGCUGGGCGGAUGGAAAUCCUAAUGACAGUCUCCAAAUUCGCCUCCAUCUGUACCAUGGGCGCCAAUGCCUCGGCAUUAGAGAAAGAGAUUGGCCCAGAACAGUUUCCCGUCAAUGAGCACUAUUUUGGAUUAGUCAAUUUUGGGAAUACCUGCUACUGCAAUUCAGUUCUUCAAGCACUUUAUUUCUGUCGUCCGUUCCGGGAGAAAGUUCUAGCCUACAAGAGUCAGACUAGGAAGAAGGAGAGCCUGCUCACGUGCUUAGCAGACCUCUUCCACAGCAUCGCGACCCAGAAGAAGAAGGUUGGAGUCAUCCCUCCCAAGAAGUUCAUAACAAGAUUACGAAAGGAAAAUGAGCUUUUUGACAACUACAUGCAACAAGAUGCCCAUGAAUUCUUAAAUUACCUGCUAAAUACAAUUGCUGACAUUUUACAAGAAGAGAGAAAGCAGGAAAAACAAAAUGGUCGCUUACCUAAUGGUAAUAUUGACAGUGAAAAUAACAACAGCACACCAGACCCGACGUGGGUUCAUGAGAUUUUUCAGGGAACAUUAACUAACGAAACCAGAUGUCUUACUUGUGAAACUAUAAGCAGCAAAGAUGAAGAUUUUUUAGAUCUUUCUGUUGACGUGGAACAAAAUACAUCAAUUACUCACUGCCUAAGGGGUUUUAGCAACACGGAAACCCUAUGCAGUGAAUAUAAAUAUUACUGUGAAGAGUGUCGCAGCAAGCAGGAAGCACACAAACGGAUGAAAGUUAAAAAACUGCCCAUGAUUUUAGCCCUACACCUGAAGAGAUUUAAGUAUAUGGAUCAACUUCAUCGAUACACCAAACUUUCUUAUCGGGUAGUUUUUCCUUUAGAACUUCGUCUGUUCAACACGUCGGGCGAUGCAACCAAUCCUGACAGGAUGUACGACCUUGUUGCUGUUGUGGUUCACUGUGGAAGUGGUCCCAACCGAGGCCAUUAUAUUGCAAUAGUGAAGAGUCAUGAUUUUUGGUUGUUGUUCGAUGACGACAUUGUAGAAAAAAUAGAUGCACAAGCUAUUGAAGAAUUCUACGGGUUGACAUCAGAUAUUUCCAAGAACUCUGAGUCUGGUUACAUCCUUUUCUACCAGUCCCGGGACUGAGGGAAGCCGUGACGAAGAGACACUUCUGCCUCAUUUCUUCUCUGGUUGUGUCGGAAAGGAUCAAGCACUGAUUUUUCAAGAAAAGAGAAAUGCAGGAAGCUCAGGGGGCAGUAGCACACUUUGCACACGAAUAAAGCAAAGACUGGAUUCACAAGCCCUUCCUAUCAUGGUAGUUGAUUUCUUUGCUCAGGUAUCAUGCUGUCCGUGCAGUUCAUCCGACCAGGAAGUGAAAUCAGAGAUACCAGCUCCUCUCGUAAAACAGCCUUCCAGUUAUCGACGCGCAUUUUCUCUUUGUUAAUUGCACCAGUAAUGGUUUGGCGUCCUUGGGGGUGCAGCAGAAAGAAUGGGGAUCUGUGCUGGGUUGUGUGUUAGUUGAAGGAAGUGACAUGGAGCACACUGCAUAGAUUGGCCUGUGUCUUUUCAAACCUGAACCGGAAGUACUUUUGGGCCCAACACUUGCAGUUGCCUUCCUGGUGUACAAGCCUAACAGAUACUAGAAUCCAGUGUCAGGAAGACAAAUAUGUUUUGCUUCUCUGAAGAAGCUUAUAAUAAUAUACAGUAUAUGUAUAUGUAGGGAACAAUUGGUCAAAAGUGGCUUUUUGUUUCCCCAAGGGGAAAGACUGGCUUUGUAAUUAUAAUUUUUCCUUAUUUAUUUUACUUAAAACUGGUAGAGUCUAAGUAUUGUACGAAGUGCCCAUGAUUCUGUCAGUAAAUCUGAGCAUAAUUUUAUUAGUUUUUGUCAGUUUAAGUAAUCCUUUGUUUGUUUCUAUUUCUAAGCUGAAUAUUACAUUGUAUCUGAAAUCUGUACAGUGAGAGGCAGUAACUAUUCUUUUCCAGGAGGAACUGAUAUCUCUGGCUAACUAUUUUUUUUAUUAUUAUACUUUAUGUGUCAGUUAUUUUAUUCAGCUUUAAUUUCAAUAAAAUUUAAAAAAACCCACAAUUCCCUAUAGUUGUUGGAAUGAUCCAAGAAACCCCGGUGCAGUGGUGGUACACUGAUUGUUAGCAUCCUGAAAUAUUUUAAUGUUUCAAGCUGAGACCUUGCUUGGAAAAUUCAUGCCAUAACAGGUUAUUUUCAAAUGUAAUUUUUUUUUUUUUACCCUGGAAAGAAGGGAUGCUUUCAUUUGUCAUAAUCCUCAGAGUGUGGAUAGCCAACUAAAAGAUCAGAUGUUAAUGAAAUUCAUCAGUAAAUCCUCCCCUCCCCCACCCGCGACUCUGCCUUCAUGAAAUCUUACUGGAAAUGUGUUCAGAAAUUAAAAUUGGUGUUUGUUAAGACUUCAUUCUACUGGGGGUUUUUAAAAAAUAAUCUAUGUGGUGUAACAUGUAUGUAAACUGUUGGCAAUUGACAUUUUUCCAUGCAUCGGUAAGUUGUCUGACAGUAGCUGAAUGUAACUUGCAGAAAAAUAAUUGAAAACGAUUCAACAUAAUAGCAAUCAGGCCUUGGAUAUUCUUAUCAAACUCUUUUUGAGCAGUACUUUUUUUUAAAUUCUGUAAUUUUCUAAUGUUAUUUUACUAAAAUUGUAGACUAUGGAAAAACAAUGAAAAAUGUUUUUUGUGCUGCUAUUAUUAACAUUUAUUAUCUGUAUCUUUUAGCUCAGGAAAUGACUUCACCUAUUCUGUAAACAAAUCUUUAACAGGGUCACUUAGCUAAUUGGGCUGCUUAAGCAGAUGUGCUGGGAGAAAAUCAUGGUAUUUAGUGCUUUGACAGGUUGCUUUUUAAGAUGCAAUUUCUAAAGCCUCACCCUGGCUGGAGUUGUUUUAUACGAAUUACGCAUAACUUGCCUGAUCUGCCAGCGUCACACAGAGAGUCACCACCGAGAGUGUAGGACGGGACAGUCAGAGCAGCAGGGGUCGUCAGGGGGACACACUUUCUUGAGGGCCUCGACCAGAUCUGUCUCUGCAACUUUCUGUGCAGUUGACAGAGUGGAGUGAAGCGACGUCCGUGGUGGUUGCAGCCGGGCCACAGCACACACGGAGAAGAUAGAUGAAGUCAUUUGUGCAGAGACACAGCGCCGAAAUGCCAUGCUGCAUUUGUAUUUGCAUUUUUUUGCAUUAAGAAGAAAUAUGCAGUAAAAGCCAAGUGAAAUUUCUUACUAACACAAGUUCUCGCUUUCAUACCGCGUUCCAUGGUAGUCCACAUCCUUUGUUCACAUCCGCACUGUAGCUGGUAGUCUGACCCGGGGGAGAGGCCACGGGCUGACAGUGCUUCAUACCCCGGGUCCAAGUCCACCAUUUUGAAGCUCAUCAGAAAGUCGAUAUACUUCUAACACUUAUAGGGUUAGGAUCGGGACAAACAGUACAGGCACCGUGAGGGAGGAGGGCUGAUCCCACGUGAUCAGUGUGAGGGCAGGUGGCGGCUCAGUUGCUCUGUAGCCAUGUAUGUGUGUGUGGGGAUGAUGACCAGCCCCUGUUGAUGCAUUGGAAUGAGAAUUCCCGUAAGUCGUCAAAACAAAAAGUGAGUAAAUCAAGUUCUGCUUUCAAGUCACAGGGCAUGGGUCUCGGAAGCCUGGCUUUGAGAGGAUGGCCCAAGACAAGAAACAGGAGGCUGUGGUCAAGGGCGCCGAGGGAGGUGUGCUCCACGGGGCUUGUGGUUCUCCCCAUCAGUACAGGGUUUGUUUUCCUUUCGUUUCCUUGAUAGCAGUAGGAAGACCUCAUUUUCCAUAACAUACUACUCUCUCUACUUUGUUUAAAGAUCCUCUUCCUUCAAGAUUCUCUCAUGAGGUAUCCGGCUAGGAGCUGGGAGGCUGAGACUCUCGGGGUCCUGGCUGUGCAGUGAAUGGAACCGUGUGACCUUGGGCAAGUCACUUAACCUCUCUGUGCUUCAGUCUCCCUGUCCUGUGCAACAGGAGUAAUACCUACCUCACAGGGUUGUUGUGGGGAUUCAUUACAGAUGAUGUCUAAAGCAUUUAAGGUUCUUGAAGAAGGCGCUAUAUAAAUACAAAAUAAUAUCUAUUAAAGUCGGUUUAUUUGUG